AGUCUUCGCCGGCGCAGUCACCGCGCAGGGCGGCCGCCCGGAGGUAGCUACCACGGCCUGUGUCAACGACUAAAGCUCCAGUACAGCGGCGCCCUCAGACAGCUGGGAGGGUGGCUCUGGCCGGGAGCGGCGGCCGGUGAGCUACCGCGAGGAGGAGCGGCGGAGGCGACCUCGGCCCGGCCCUGCACUGGCCGCCCGGCAGGCGCGACAUGAGCCUGGUCUGGCAUCCGCGGGAUGCUCCUUAAGCCCCUUCUCCGGCUGUUAACCUCCGGGGAACGGUUGUGACCACACCGACACGUAUUUUACAGAUAAAUCAUUCUUGCGGCGGCGGGUCGAACACGUUUAUUUAUUUUUUAUUUUCUCAACAAGCUUUUACCCAGCACCUGUCCAGUGAAACAACUUGAUAAUCGUUUCGAGGGGCGUCCGCCGGGUUAGGAAGCCACUGCCUGGCAGCUUGUGGAAGCCUCAUUUGCAAAGCCACCCCUCAGAUGUUUUGAAGAUCGUGACGUCUUGUAACUAGCAGUGUGUGCACAGAAUCCUACUCAAGGAACGUCUUGGCCCAGCGAUGCAAAGAACUGAAGUUUCAAGGUUUUAUGUCUAUUGCUGGAUGGUCGGGGUAGCCCCAGUAACUGGGAACUGCUCCGCAGUCCGCUCACGUGGACCCCUGUGGGAAUAGCAAGGUCAGGACAUGCCCUUCUCUCUCCUCUUCCAGCCUGUCCAGUGUUUUCCUUAAGGAAGAAGCCAUCAGAUGUCAUUGCUUCUGCAACUCCUGGGUUAGAGGAGGAGACAGAACAAGCACAAAGAAGGGGAGGGCAGGGUGGCUUUGGUUUCUUGAACAGUAAUUUCCUCAGUCGUCCUUAUUCAUGCAGAAUAGUUUAAAGUCCCUGAAGAUAUUCCCGAUCUCCAGCCGUGAUCGGAGGCCAUGGAUACUGGAGUGUCUCUGGAGUGACCUGAUUCACCCAGCCCUCCUUCUAAGAAAUGCUGUCCUUCUCCUCUCCCCUGACUAGACAGUCCUUGCUUCACAGCGGUGGAUUUUCUUUCGUUCCCGUUCACUUUCAGGGAUCUCCCCGUUAACCAGUGAAACUGUACAUUUGUUUUACAGUUUGUUUACUAAUGAAAACAGGUAACAGCCGGAGUUGGCUGACAUUGGAAAUAGGAGACAAGCUGGAAGAGCCUGUAUUGUCCUCACAAUAGUAUAGAAGAAUUCAAGAGAGGAGAGAGAGACAGCACCGAAUGAAGACUGUAAAAGAAAAGAAGGAAUGCCAGAGAUUGAGAAAAUCUGCCAAGACUAGGAGGGUAACCCAGAGGAAACCGUCUUCAGGGCCUGUUUGCUGGCUAUGCCUUCGAGAACCUGGGGAUCCCGAAAAAUUAGGGGAAUUUCUUCAGAAAGACAAUAUCAGCGUGCAUUAUUUCUGUCUUAUCUUAUCUAGUAAGCUGCCUCAGAGGGGCCAGUCCAACAGAGGCUUCCAUGGAUUUCUGCCUGAAGACAUCAAAAAGGAGGCAGCCCGGGCUUCUAGGAAGAUCUGCUUUGUGUGCAAGAAAAAGGGAGCUGCUAUCAACUGCCAGAAGGAUCAGUGCCUCAGAAACUUCCAUCUGCCUUGUGGCCAAGAAAGGGGUUGCCUUUCACAAUUUUUUGGAGAGUACAAAUCAUUUUGUGACAAACAUCGCCCAACACAGAACAUCCAACAUGGGCAUGUGGGGGAGGAAAGCUGCAUCUUAUGUUGUGAAGACUUAUCCCAACAGAGUGUUGAGAACAUCCAGAGCCCGUGUUGUAGUCAAGCCAUCUACCACCGCAAGUGCAUACAGAAAUAUGCCCACACAUCAGCAAAGCAUUUCUUCAAAUGUCCACAGUGUAACAAUCGAAAAGAGUUUCCUCAAGAAAUGCUGAGAAUGGGAAUUCAUAUUCCAGACAGAGAUGCUGCCUGGGAACUCGAGCCAGGGGCUUUCUCAGACUUAUAUCAGCGCUAUCAGCACUGUGAUGCCCCCAUCUGUCUGUAUGAACAAGGCAGAGACAGCUUUGAGGAUGAAGGGAGGUGGUGCCUCAUUCUGUGUGCUACAUGCGGAUCCCACGGAACCCACAGGGACUGCUCCUCUCUUAGAUCUAACAGUAAGAAAUGGGAGUGUGAGGAGUGUUCACCUGCUGCAGCCACAGACUACAUACCUGAAAACUCAGGGGACAUCCCUUGCUGCAGCAGCACCUUCCACCCUGAGGAACAUUUCUGCAGAGACAACACCUUGGAAGAGAAUCCGGGCCUUUCUUGGACUGAUUGGCCAGAACCUUCCUUAUUAGAAAAGCCAGAGUCCUCUCGUGGCAGGAGGAGCUACUCCUGGAGGUCCAAGGGUGUCAGAAUCACUAACAGCUGCAAAAAAUCCAAGUAACACCUUCUGAGUAGCUGCUGUCCCACACAAUAGGGUAUGAAGCUGCGCUCCUCCAUCGGGUUUGGGGAGGGAGCACUCUGGGACUGUGAGACAAGGAAGCAGGGCCAGCAGUGAGACUAUGAGCCAAGCAAAGAGAAGUCUCAGUGGAGCAUGAGGAGGGAGCAGUCCAGAUGCCAACAAGGAAAUGCGUUUAUGGCUACAAGAGUGCCUCUGCUUUCUCCUCCUCUCCUCCCACCAAGGAUUCUUCCACCUUAAUCUUGUUUUCAUAUGCCUCUUCUUACUUCACCCAUGUUUGUUGUUAUGCAAAUAAAGGUUUUCUCUCCA
Homo sapiens (human) is the source of this 2703-nucleotide messenger RNA. RefSeq names its product PHD finger protein 7 (gene PHF7). Gene Ontology annotation, molecular function: ubiquitin protein ligase activity; histone H3K14 ubiquitin ligase activity. The transcript is spliced from 11 exons. Gene Ontology annotation, biological process: chromatin remodeling; negative regulation of osteoclast proliferation; protein ubiquitination. The coding region runs from base 1234 to 2379 and encodes 381 amino acids. Gene Ontology annotation, cellular component: nucleus. NCBI's taxonomy places the organism in Eukaryota, Metazoa, Chordata, Mammalia, Primates, Hominidae. The record is from RefSeq and is a predicted model, not a curated record.